Labeo rohita (rohu) is the source of this 1907-nucleotide messenger RNA. RefSeq names its product NACHT, LRR and PYD domains-containing protein 1 homolog. Gene Ontology annotation, cellular component: cytoplasm. Lineage: Eukaryota; Metazoa; Chordata; Actinopteri; Cypriniformes; Cyprinidae. The record is from RefSeq and is a predicted model, not a curated record. The coding region runs from base 1 to 1890 and encodes 629 amino acids. The transcript is spliced from 5 exons.
AUGGAUGACAAACGAGGGACUGUGGGGCCUCACAGUGCUGUUGACUCUAAAAUCAGUAUCACUGCUCAGAAUAGAAGCAAUAUUUCAGCACCUGUGAUAUUAAACUCAACAGUCACUGGAAAUAUUAGCAUUGCUAAUAAUUACUUCACAGGACCUGACACUGAGGUCACAGGGCCUGAAACUCAAAUCAUAGAUACAAGUUCACUGAUCACAGAAUACAAGCAGUUCCUGCUGUCCGAGUAUGCCUACAUCACAGAAUACACCUCCCGUGCUGGUGAACAGGUGCUGCUUAAUGACCGCUACAUUGACCCGCUGAUUGUUCAGAAACACAGAGAAAAGAAAGAGCGAGAAAAUGAAAUGCGCUGUAGAGGGGAAAGAUUCUUCAACACCAGAGAAACUAAUCAGAGAAACCAAAACGUAAGGCUUGAUCAGCUUUUCGGUCCUGAGAAUGGCUCCAAAAAAGUGACUCGAAAAUCUGUAAUUCUCCAAGGUGAUUCUGGAAGUGGGAAAUCAGUCACUGUGCAAAAGAUCGUUCUGGAUUGGGCCUCUGAUGAGCUCUACAUUACACUAUUUGAUGUAAUAUUUCAUCUGAGAUGCAAAGAGCUCAAUGGUCUCUGUGGUGAGAUGAGCCUGGUGGAUCUUUUGGACUGUAGUUUAACUCCAAAUGAGAUUGGUCAGAUUUUAAAAGACAUACCACAGAGGAUCUUGUUCAUCAUUGAUGGUUUUGAUGAGCUCAUGCUUUCUGGAACCAAAGAGUCACUGCCUACAAAACCAGACAUCAAAUCCCAUCCAAUGUCCAUUGUUUGCUCUCUUCUGAAAGGACGUAUGAUGAGAGAGUCCUUCCUGCUGGUUACUACGAGAUCAACUGCUGUUGACAAACUGGAGAGCAUUCUGAAAAAGCCACAGUGCUUUGUGGAGAUUAUGGGAUUUUCGGAGAAAGGAGUGAGUGAAUACUUUCAAAAGUUUUUUGAAGAUGAAGAGUUUUCAAGUCAAGUGUAUGAGCAGGUGAAGAUACACGAGAUGCUCUACACCGCUUGCUUCAUCCCUGUCAUCUGCUGGAUUGUCUGCACAAUUUUCAAGAGAAAAGGAAAGGAUGGAGUUGUAACAAGGGAGCUGACGACAACCACAUCCAUAUUUGUUGAUUUUGUUUUUACACUCUUGAAGCAUCACAGUAGUUUGAAUCAGAAUGAAGAGCUGGACCUCCUCAAGAACCUGGGUCAGCUUGCGGAGAGAGGAACGCUGAAACAUCAAGUCCUGUUUUCCAGAAACAGCCUUCCAAAGCCAAUCUCAGAUUUACCAAACGUUCCCUUCCUAUGCACAUUUCGCCAACAAGAGAGAACUUAUCUGAAGGAGAUGUUUGGGUUCUUGCACCUCAGCUUUCAGGAGUUCUUCACCGCUCUCUUCUACAUGUUUACAGACAAGGAAGAAGCAAAAAUAAAAGUUAAGGAACUGCUGGAAUCAGCAGGCAAUGGGAGGUGCAAUGUGCAUCUCUUACCUGUCAUCCGGUUUCUUUUUGGUCUCUCAAACAAGAAGGUGAGUCGUCUAAUCCCAGGAGAACAUCCAAAGUCGACAAUUACUGUUAUUCGUGCCCAGCUGGAGAAAUGGAUCAGCAAGGUUAUAGAGAAGAACAUCAUGGAUGCAUUCUACAUGAAUGAUUUCAUUCUUCAUUGUCUAUAUGAGCUACAUGAUAGGGACAUACUAAAGAAGGUCAUGAAGCUGUGGGAAUGCUCGGGUAUUAAGAUUCACUGGUCUUUGAAGGGGGUCGACUGUCAGGUUGUGAUGUACUGCCUUCAGUAUUCUUCACGCAUUAUGAGUAUGGAAGUCAAAUGCAAUGCAAAAGAUCUAAAGAUGCUUCACCCUGCGCUUUGUAGGUGUACAACUUUAUGGUAAGUGUUCUGCAAUUACAU